UUUUUAAUGUCAACAAAGAAGAAAUCCAAGGAGGAGAGAAAGACUCAUAAGAAGUCAUCUAAGGCUAAGGGUGGUGUCUCCAAGCCUAUGUCAUUUAAGAUCGUCGUACUUGGAGAGUCGAGAGUUGGCAAAACUUCAAUAAUGCUCAGAUAUUGAAAGAAUGUAUUCGACGAAGGACAGAUCUCCACAACAGAUGCAUCCAAUCUUGAGAAGAAUAUUGAAAUAGAUGACAGGAAAGUCAAGUUAUUCAUAUGGGAUACAGCAGGUCAGGAAGAGUAUCAUGCUCUGAAUAAUGUAUAUUACAGAGAUGCAAUGGCUGCUAUUCUUGUCUAUGACAUUACCGAUAAAGAUUCCUUCGAUAAAGUCCAGACCUGGGUAGAGGAACUCCGACUAUAUCUCCCAGAGGACACUCCAAUUGCUAUUGCUGGUAACAAAUAUGACUUACCAAACCGACAGAUUGUUUUAGAAGAUGCUGAAGAAUAUGCUGCAUCUAUCAAAGGAGCUCAUUUUGAUACAAGUGCUAAGACAGGAAGGGGAAUCGAAGAAAUCUUCACAGCGAUUACCAAAGCAGUCUUAAGGAAAAAUAAAAAAGAGGAGAAGAAGAGAGAAAGUAAGAGAAAGAAGCCUUCCAAGCUUAAAAAUAAUUCCAGCAAUCUCGGAGUUGCAGGCGAAGAUGAUGACCUUGACCUUGGAGAGAUCGCAUCUGGCGGCUAUGGCGGCAUCAGAUUAUCUACUUAUGACGAAGGAGGCAAGAAGAAAAAGAAGGGAGGAUGAUGCAAGUCCAAAUAA
Molecule: messenger RNA, 789 nt
Organism: Moneuplotes crassus
Lineage: Eukaryota; Ciliophora; Spirotrichea; Euplotida; Euplotidae
Source: the annotation of a GenBank genome assembly